This is a messenger RNA of Saprolegnia parasitica CBS 223.65, 3351 nucleotides long. RefSeq lists its product as hypothetical. The transcript has 16 exons. Bases 1 to 3300 code for a protein of 1099 amino acids. Gene Ontology annotation, cellular component: membrane. Lineage: Eukaryota; Oomycota; Saprolegniomycetes; Saprolegniales; Saprolegniaceae. The record is from RefSeq and is a predicted model, not a curated record. Gene Ontology annotation, biological process: potassium ion transport.
AUGCUCGAGCAGGUCUCUACACGCUUCAAGAACGCUUCGUGGGUCAACGACACGUUCGUGCCGGACUGGGACAGCUUCAUGAACUCGACGACGUCCGUGGUCGCGCCCUUGAUCGCCGAGAAGGCGUGCGCCCUCCUCGACACCAAUAAGAACUGCUACACGGCCUCGUGGCACCUCAUUUGGCAGCAAGUGAAGCUCUGGCUGCUCAUCCAGACGCCGAUCUUUGGCGCGUCUGUGCUCUUCGAGUGGCUCGACCUCGCGCAGAACAAGCAUAUUGAGAAGAUGCGGUCGUUCUGGGACUCGUCGUUCGCCCACUCGCUCGCCUACGGCGUGCAACUCGUCGCGUCGCUCUACGCGUGCAUGUCUUGGAUUGCCCGGGCCGGUGCGCUCAGCCUCGACCCGGCCACGUGGACGAUCGAGUCGCUCCUCAUGGGUCUCUGCGCCUUCAACUACGUCCUUCGCUGGCUCGGCGCCAAGCACAAGUUUUACCACGUCGUCCGCCUCUCCAACCUCUUUGAUCUGCUCUCGAUCGCGUCGCAUUUCUCGCUGGCGACGACGCCGACGACGGGCAAGGAGCGCUACUCGUGGCUCGACCUCGCCUUUCUCCGGUCGUACAUCAUCUACUACGUUGUGCAGCAUCUCUUUGAGAGCUACAAGUCGUUCCAUGCGCAGCUCGUGGGCUUUAUGAUCAAGGCCGGCUGCCUCGUCUUCUUUGCGGCCGCCGUGCUCUACUCGCUCGAGCGCCUUGGCGAAAUCCCGGGUACCGACUCGUACUUCUUCCACGUGUACAUGUGCCCCACCCGCGCGGGCGACCUCGUGCCGAGCAACAACACGGACGGCUACGACGCCGGGCUCUGCACGGAAGCCAUGAGUCUCUUCACGUCCUUUUACUUUAUGCUCGUGACCGUCUCGACCGUCGGCUACGGCGACUUUACGCCCAAGACCGUGUGCGGCCGCGUCUCGGUGCUCUUCUUCAUUGUCACGGGCAUCUACACGUUUGCGCAAGAGACGGCGCGGCUCGUCGCUAUCUACGAGGACCAGCGCAUGGGCCGGACCAAGUACACGUUGCGCCGCAACGUCCAGCACGUCGUCGUCACCGGCAACCCGUCGGCGGUGCAGGUGAUGGAUUUCAUCCGCGAGUUCUUCCACCCGGACCACGAAGCGCUCUUCUCGACGACGACAUCGACGGCAGGCAGCCGACUGCGCCGGCCGCAGCAGUUUCACCAGCAAGCGCACGUUGUGGUGCUCAUGGAGUUCCAGGACGAAGAGAUCGAGCGCGAAGUCCAAAACACGCUGCAAGAGUACAUCCGCAGCCACCCGCAGUACCACGGCAAGGUGACCAUGCUCGCGGGAUCGCCGCUCGAGGAAGUCGACCUCAACCGGGCCAAAGUGCAUGACGCGCUCGCGGUGUUUUUCAUCCCCAACAAGUAUGCGACCAACGCCAACCAGGAAGAUGCCGCGAAUGUGCUUCGCGUCCUCUCGGUCUCGAACCACAAGGGCGCGCACACACAGCUCUUUGCGAUGCUCGUCAACUCGGAGAACCGCGUGCUUUUGGAAGCCACGGGCAUCAAGAGCGACCACCUGGUGUGCUCGGACGAAAUCAAACUCGGUUUGAUGGGCUUGAGCUGUCGCUGCAAGGGCCUCUCGACGCUCAUCUCCAACUUGAUUGGGUCCUUUGACAGCAAGAUCGCCAAUGACGACGGUGAGCCGCUCCCGCUCUGGGCGGACGAGUACGUCACGGGCGCAGGCAAAGAGAUCUACUCCAUCUACCUCAACGCACGCUACCACGGCAAGACGUUUACGGACGUCACGGUCGCGAUUUUUGAUGAGACGCAGGGGCAGGUGCUCGUGAUUGCGAUCGAGCACCACCAAGACGUGCACUGCAACCCGGGGCACACACAGCGCAUCCAACCGUCCUCCAAGGUGUAUGUCAUCGCCGACUCGAUGAAGGACCUCGUCCGCUACUCGGCGGUCGGCAACCUCUUUCGGAGUCACUCGAUGGCCGCGCUUUUGCGCGCGCGUCCCAACCUCGUGGCGCGCGCCGAGCGGGCCCGGCACAACGUCGAGAAGGCGAUUCCACAGAACGUGCGGUCGUACAUUGACCGGCUCGAGACGCUUGACGCGCCGCCGAGUCCGCCCGCCGACCUCAUCCGUGCUGGCGACCACAUCAUCAUUUGCAGCGGCGUGUCGCUCUCGGGUGGGCACUCCAUGUCGCGGCUCGUGAACUUUCUGCGGCCGCUGCGCAAGGACCACGUAACCGGACCGGUCCCCGUCGUGAUUGUGGAUCCCGCCACGUUCACGAGCAGCGCGUGGGCGCAGCUCAGCGUCUUUGGCGACGUCUACCACGUCCAAGGCUCGCCGCAAAAGCACAGCACGCUCGUGCGCGCAGGCGUGUAUAACGCAUCGGCCAUCGUCGUGCUCGACCAAGGCUCCGAAGGGAACAACGAUGACUCGAAAGCCAUCUUUAACGCGAUCCUGAUUGACGCGGCGAUCCGCGACUCGAACGUCUUCUCGAUCAUUGAGCUCAAGGACGAACACUUCAACAAGUUUCUGGACCCGCUCCACCGCAGCACCUCGUUCCACUCGGAACGCCACCUCUCGCUGGCCGCCUUGCCGAUGCUCGACGCCCCCGCGCGGCUCUCGCAGCCCGACCGGUCGUCGAUGCUGUCGGUGGCGCCGCCGCCCUCGACGCUUCUGCGCCUCCCGCACUGGUUCCAGGACCGCGUUGUGGACGCGCGCGACGGCUUGCACGUGCUUCGGAACGCCUUUACGGGCAACUACCACGAGUGCGAGGUGGCCGCCUCGUCGGAGGAUCCGCUGGCCAACAAGCAGAUGGCGGCGCUCAUGCAUCGGUUCCACAUGGAAGACAACGACACGUUCUUCCAGGAGCGCUUCAUGUGCGGCACGCUCUUCCCGGGCUACGUGGCCGACGAGCUUCUGAUCCAGAGCUUCUUCAACCCGAGCGUCAACGUCUUCAUCCAGCACGUCCUCGACGGCAAAAACGUCUUUAUGCUCUACGACGUGCCCAAGCCAUGGCGCCGCCUCCGCCUCACGUACGGCGACCUCUUCCACAAGAUGACGGCGGCGACGCGGCACGCGGUCGCGCUCCCGAUUGGUCUCUUGCGCGCGCCGUCGCACCGGAAUGGCGCGCAAAAGGAUUACGUCUACACGGCGCCGUACGCCGACGCGAUCGUCCACGCCGACGAUAAGAUCUUCGUCUUGAUCAACCAGGCUGCCAUGCACCGCGUCGCCAACACGCUCCAGCGGCGGUUCCGCGCCCGCCGCGCCACCACGGCGUAGCAUAAACCGGUCUGUUGGCUUGACUUUUUGAUUACAGAAUGUGAACAGUGU